Molecule: messenger RNA, 1623 nt
Organism: Prorocentrum cordatum
Lineage: Eukaryota; Dinophyceae; Prorocentrales; Prorocentraceae
Source: the annotation of a GenBank genome assembly
AUGGGCCGCUCGGCCAAGGACUUCGCAUUCGAGAAGGUCUUCGCCGACGCCCAGGCCGUUGCGGCGGCAAUCGACACCAAAUUAGAGUUCGUGCAGAACCAGCUGGACGCGCUGAAGGCGGGCCGCUGUUUGAAGAAGGCGAGGGAGAAACACUACAAUGAGACGGUUCUUGCACGCUAUGCGCAUCUAUUGAAUGGAGCGACGCCCUUCUUCCACGGCAUCUCGCAGAGCUACAAGCUCACCUUCCCGACCACCGUCGCCGCGAAGACAUUCCAGCAGAUGAGGCAGAAAGCUUUCAAUGGCAUCUUCGAGCCCUUCCUGAAUGAGUUGAAGAAGAGCCCCAAGUGGGGCCCGUCAUGCCGCCUGGGGGUGAACGGAUUCAAAGGAGUUCUAUUGGUUCGUGAUGAUGAGGACAUCUGGGAGAUCGUCGCAGCCAGGGACAAGUCGAAGUCGGAUGUGGAGUUCAUUCCAAUCCAUGAGGAGCUCGCCGAGUGGGGAAUCAGCGCUGAGAAGGUCUCAUUUGCUCGCCUUGACCGCAUUUACACCGCGCUCGCCUCGCAGGACCUGCUGGACCUCUGCCCGAGGCGGAUGGCGACGUCGGCGGAGCCCGUGCCGCGCAAGCCAUUGCUCGUGUCCGCCGUCUCGGCCAGGCUCCUUGACCUCUGGGCAGAGUCUGAUGAGAUCUGUGUGGCCUGGAGGUAUAAUAUUAUGACUCGGCACUCGAUCUUCAUGCAGAUGAAGAUUGCGUAUGAAGAGUUCUAUAGGUGCCUGCGCCCGUCCCUCGCGUGCCCGCCGGACGCCCGCGGGCGCCGCCGCCCCGGCGCGGGCGCGGGGGGCUGCUCGGCGGGGGCCCUGUGGGUGGAGCUCUCCGGGCCGCAGGAGCUGUGGGACGCCUUUCAGCCUGGCGUCCCAACGCGCGCUGGACGCACGUGCGGAGCCGCCUCAGCGAAGGACGCGGCCGCGCGCGGGCUCGGCGCCGACGUGGGGCCCGCCGUUGACGACGCCGAUGCGAGCCAGCAGCCCCCCUGCGCCUCCCUCGCCGUGGUGGACUUCAUGGCCGCCCUCCCGCCCUUCGAGGUCACCUACUUCCGGUGGGCGACGGGCCGCCGGCCGCCGGUGGGCGUCGUGCUGGCGCUGAGGCAGCCGCCGGAGCUCGCUGCGACGUGCCGUAGCGUCUUCCGGCUGCCGAGGGAGCUGAGGCAGGAGCGCCUGGCGGCCCUGCAGGAGUCGUGGGAAGCCGAGGCGGCGCGGGAGCUCUCCAGCUGGGUGCCGACGAAGGAUCCCAGCAGCGGGCAGCAUUACUACUACAACAGCCAGACGCAGGAGUCGUCGUGGCAGGCCCCGAAGGACGCGCUGCUGCCCGCGCACUACAUGCGCAUGAAGGCGACCGAGCUCGCGAGGUUCCAGGACCUCGGCUCCCCGCAGUCGACGGCCUGCUCGGAAGGCCCGACGCCGCCAGCACCUCGGCCCUGCGAUGCCGACGCGCACAGGAGGGUCAGCGCGAGCACCCUCGACGCGCAGAGGAGCGUGCUGAGGUCCGAGAUGCCGCCCACCGCGGGCUUCCCGCUGGUUGCGCGCAUCAGCGAAGUGAUUGCGCCUGCCGGCUUCAUGCAGCCGACGUGA